Molecule: messenger RNA, 2370 nt
Organism: Fomitiporia mediterranea MF3/22
Lineage: Eukaryota; Fungi; Basidiomycota; Agaricomycetes; Hymenochaetales; Hymenochaetaceae
Exons: 6
Coding region: 132-2273 (713 amino acids)
Molecular function (GO): protein binding
Source: RefSeq, a predicted model, not a curated record
GCGCAUGCCCGCCUUUCUGCUUCGUCCCACUUGUUCUCUCCCUCCUUCACUUAACACACUCUUUUCUCUGCGCUUAUCUCAAUCCGCGCUUUCGUUUCAAUUUUUUACUUCAAUCCUGUCUGCAGGGCACGAUGAGACUCUCAUUUGAUUUUUCUCACUCGGCUUGGUCCAGAUUUUUCACACAUCCAGGCUCCAAACUACUCUCGUUGCCGGAGGAAAUUCUCGUUGACGAGAUUUUUUCUUGGUUGUCCGUACGCGAUAUAGUUCGUCUCAGGCAGGUGUGCAAAGCGCUUGCUGUGCUCACGAAGAAACCCGUUAUAUGGAAGCGCUUCCUCCCGUACAUUUCGCAACUGCAGCAACCCCUUGCUCCACUUCCGCCAACGUACAUGUACGGUCUCGAACAACUUACUGGUCAUGAGAUGGAAUCAGUUGUUUCGCGCGCUAUCACCUAUGACAAGACGUGGAAGCAGCAUAAAAUCGAAUAUCAAGACACCUGCGAGGUAUUCGCGCAUCAGCACGUCGAGGAAGUGGUGCUUCUACCAGGUGGACAUUAUCUCGUAAUGUCUGUGAAGUCGUUUGAUGGACAAUAUGGACUGGCUAUCUGGUCACUCGGACAUAGAGCUACACAGAGGCCAGCACCAGUCCUCUUCCGCCGUACGGAAGUCAGGGCGUAUGGUCUUACAGCAAAAUACAUGAACCUUGGUCCUUUUCAUGGUAUCGUGGUCGCAUUUUUACGCAAACGACAUAAAUACGAUAAUGACUCAAGGUAUAUCCCAGAAACGUUUGAGUUAGGGGGUAAAGAAGACCAAGAGGAUCCUUUCAUGCCUCUCAAGUAUGAAUGCACAGCCCUAUUUGUCCCCGUAAUGCUUCUCGACAUUUUCAAUGAUCGCAAAGCGCGACCCAUGACGGACGAAUACGCAGAGAGAGUUAAAUUGGUCGCCUCAAAAAUUGUUGCCACACAUGCCAUACCUGAAGGCUUGGCCCUUGAUAUUUGGACCGACGUAGGACGUGUUCGGACCGGAGCGCAGUUAGGCGUGGUCAGCCUCGACGUUAUCCAAGACGUACCUGUCAUGUGUGUCGUAAAACGACCAAACAAAAUUGUCAUUCAGCCUUUGGGAAAUCUUGUUGACAACCGUUCGGUUUUAGAAUGUCUCCCCAUUCCGCAAUAUGGCGAGACUCAUCACUCUAUCUGGAACUUCCGCGUACUUCCAGACCAAAGUCGAAUUCUCGUGGUUCGCAACAUUACAAAGAAUGACGCGGUUGAGAUGGAGUCCGACCAUCUCGUCUUUGAGACAUAUGGAAUUCCGGAUUUCGGAGAAACACUACAACUUGACGCCUGGGGUAGGAACACGCUGACAUUGGGUCGCUAUCUAAAUGUCCAGAUAUCCGAAGUGCAGCGAACAGUCCCUCCGGACUAUGACGAUUCUAUUACGCCGAACCUCACAAGGGGCCGCUAUCCCCAACCCUUGUCAAUUUACCUUCGUACAGCGAAAGGUAUGGCUCAUCAUAGCCUGUGGCCCGUUGAGAAAACGGCCCAGCAGAUGUUUUUAUAUCCAACUCCAGAGCAGGAAAGAUCCCGACACUUCAUCUACUCCUUUGAGAGAACCAGGCACUACUUCAUCGGCGACGCGAUUGACGAUACUUUCGGCGAAGAGAUGGAUUACGAAAGUGAAGAUACUGAGGACAGAAACGGAACUCGCAAGUCACCACCGCGAAGACGUAAAGAUGACGCACUGCGUAUCCUGCCUGGUGCUCGACGUGCAUUCGUUUAUGCCAUUCCACGGAAUUAUCGAUCGACAGAACCGCCGGUCACUGCAUGCUGGGGGUUCCAGUAUAAUAGGAAGGACUAUACGAAGUUUCUCGACGAACCGCCCAUGACGAAUGCCGAAUUUGUGGACACUUGGCCAGAGCUUGAAACACCUGAGUCUUCGCAAGAGAUGCCCAUCCCAGAAGAUACUGACAAUCCAUACCAUCCGAGUCUGGACAUUCCUCCUGCAGCCAUGGAAAGAGAAACGAUGCUUGGACCCAUGAAGCUUCCACUCGACCUUCAAGCUAAGCUUCCCUUGGGUCUGUCUGCUGUCUGCUUUGACGAAGACACUGGACGUACCGUAUUCGCAACGAAGGCAGAUAACCAUCUGCAUAUCGUCGAUUUUGCUCACUCUCGUCCGCAAGAUGCUGAUGACGCUAUGCAUAAUAAAGAGAUGGACGAACGUUUGAAGAACGUGAAAACUCCCUGGGAUUGUUUCGCAUCGUCCAAGAAUACUCGCAAUUAAAUUUACACUUUGGUUUUAUAUCACAUAACCUGUACUCACAUCUCACCCUCCCUUGUCUCAAUAGUCUUUUUCAUGGACCAUCAUUCUUGUCUCCUUU